AUGACCACGUUGGGAUGAGCAUGGAAUCCAGACCACAUCCUUCCUUAAUUAGAAACAAGUAGCUUAAUGAAGCAUGAAACUCUUUUCAUGUUGGUCGAAUUAAAUAUCUGUCUCUCUUUUAUGUGGUCAACCAUCAUCUAGUUCACUGUUUUUGUCUCUUGUUGCCGAUUGCAAAGCUAUCUUCUGAAGAGAUGGGUUCCAUUGAGGAUGAUAGCUCCCUCGUGGAAGAGGUCCCUCUUCAGGUUCCAUUCUCUUUCUCCCACAGCUCAAUUUGCAGUUGGAUAUUUUAAAUUAGCUGCAUAAUUUGAUUGAACUGAGUGAGGGUUUAACGAAACAGUAGUUUCUGAAAUACUGGGUUUAUUACGGGAUUGCGUUCGUGGAGGAAAAUACUAAAGAAGAAGCAUGUUUGCUGUUGUUAUUGCGGAUGAAAGGGGCCGGCAAUACACAGGAGAUGGCUCAGUUGACUCUAAAGGGAAGCCUGUUCUUAAGCAGGAUACUGGCAAUUGGAAAGCUUGUCCGUUUAUUUUAGGCAAUGAGUGUUGCGAACGUUUAGCAUAUUAUGGCAUCGCAAAAAACCUUGUUACCUAUCUUACAAGGAAACUACAUGAGGGAAAUGUCUCUGCUGCAAGAAAUGUCACUACCUGGCAGGGAACAUGCUAUCUUACUCCUCUUAUCGGGGCUGUCCUUGCAGAUGCUUACUGGGGAAGAUACUGGACAAUUGUUGUUUUCUCGACAAUUUAUUUCCUUGGAAUGUGUACAUUGACUCUUUCUGCAUCUGUUCCAGCAUUAAAGCCUGCAGACUGUGUGGGCUCUGUGUGUCCAUCAGCUACAGCUACACAACAUGCUGUGUUCUUCACUGGUCUCUACCUGAUUGCACUCGGGACUGGUGGAAUCAAACCAUGUGUGUCAUCUUUUGGGGCAGACCAGUUUGAUGAUACUGAUCCCAAGGAAAGGAUUAAGAAGGGAUCCUUUUUCAACUGGUUUUACUUUUCAAUCAACAUUGGCUCUCUCAUAUCAAGCACUUUAAUUGUAUGGAUUCAAGACAAUGCAGGUUGGGGUAUUGGAUUUGGUAUUCCCUCUUUAUUUAUGGGCUUAGCUAUUGUUACAUUCUUUUUAGGAACACCCCUCUACAGGUUCCAGAAACCAGGGGGAAGCCCUAUUACGAGAAUGUGCCAAGUUGUGGUAGCUUCUUUCCGGAAACGGAAUCUGGAUGUCCCAGUAGAUAGUAGUCUCCUGCAUGAGACAACAGAUAAGAGCUCUGCAAUUGAAGGAAGUAGGAAACUGGCACAUAGUGAUGAAUUGACGUGCCUUGAUAAAGCGGCUGUAGUUUCUGAUGUUGAGCGCAGGAAAGGUGACUACUCAGAUCCAUGGAGACUCUGUACUGUCACCCAGGUGGAGGAAUUGAAAAUAUUGGUCCGCAUGUUUCCAAUUUGGGCAACUGGAAUUGUUUUCUCUGCUGUUUAUGCUCAGAUGUCGACAAUGUUUGUGGAACAAGGAACAAUGAUGGACAGAAGUAUUAGUUCGUUCGCCAUUCCUGCAGCCUCCCUCUCAACUUUUGACGUCUUAAGUGUUAUUUUCUGGGUCCCCAUCUAUGACAGGAUAAUCAUUCCAAUUGCAAGGAAAUUUACAGGCAAGGAAAGGGGCUUCUCAGAGUUGCAAAGGAUGGGAAUUGGCCUUUUUAUAUCAAUUCUGUGCAUGUUCGCAGCUGCUUCUGUGGAGAUUAAGCGACUGCAGCUUGCUAGAGAGCUUGACCUUGUCGAUAAAGCUGUUGCUGUGCCCCUUAGCAUAUUUUGGCAAAUCCCUCAGUACUUCUUGUUUGGUGCAGCGGAAGUAUUCACAUUCAUUGGGCAGCUUGAGUUCUUCUAUGACCAAUCUCCAGAUGCAAUGCGGAGUUUAUGCAGUGCCCUGUCAUUACUGACUACUUCCUUGGGAAAUUACCUGAGCUCUUUCAUUAUUACUAUGGUAUCUUACUUGACAACACAAGGAGGACAGGCUGGAUGGAUUCCUGAUAACUUGAAUGAAGGUCAUCUCCAUUAUUUUUUCUGUGUUUUAGCUGGAAUUAGCCUCUUAAAUUUGUUGAUUUACUUAGUCUGUGCCACAAGGUACAAACAGAAGAAGGCCUCUCGAAAUUGAUUUCAUUUAUAUUGUACAGAGAUCGAGUUAUGUUAAUAAAGAUAUGUCUGAUUAAGAUUGGAAGUA
Prosopis cineraria is the source of this 2199-nucleotide messenger RNA. RefSeq names its product protein NRT1/ PTR FAMILY 8.3-like. The transcript has 5 exons. NCBI's taxonomy places the organism in Eukaryota, Viridiplantae, Streptophyta, Magnoliopsida, Fabales, Fabaceae. Gene Ontology annotation, cellular component: plant-type vacuole membrane. Gene Ontology annotation, biological process: transmembrane transport; oligopeptide transport. The coding region runs from base 403 to 2133 and encodes 576 amino acids. The record is from RefSeq and is a predicted model, not a curated record. Gene Ontology annotation, molecular function: transmembrane transporter activity.